AUGGCUGGCCAAUUCACGAGCCCCUUUGCUGCCAACGCGAACCCCUUCGGCAACAGCCGAUCCCAGAUGCAGAGUCUGGCCGAGGAGGAUGAGAAUGGACCCCCGGACCAGGCCCCCAUCUUCGGUGGCGACGCCAGCACCGACGCCCCUCCCACCUCCAUGUCGCCCCCGAACCCCGACAGCUACCCAGCCCAGUACAACUUCAACCGCCGCACCUCAGUUUCGGCUGAGUCGUUGAAGCCCAGCGCCGAUACAUAUGACAACUGGUCUCCUCCUAAACACGAAAAGAGUCCGGAGCAGCUGGCCAGGUUGAAAAAAGCUAUCGAGUGCAACUUUCUCUUCAAUCACCUCGAUGAUGAGCAGAGCGGCCAGAUCCUGAGUGCUCUGAUGGAGAAACCCGUGCCUGCAAAGGAUAUCAAGGUCAUCAUCCAAGGCGACGCUGGCGACUUCUUCUACGUGGUCGAGAAGGGUUCCUUUGAUGUCUACGUGAACCCAACUGGCCAAGUCCAGCCCGGCCCCGACGGCGUGGGUGCCAAGGUUGGCACCAUCGAGGCUGGCGGCUCGUUUGGAGAGCUUGCCCUCAUGUACAACGCCCCUCGUGCCGCCACCGUCAUCUCGGCCGAACCGAGCUGCACCCUGUGGGCACUGGACCGUGUCACCUUUCGCCGCAUCCUGAUGGAGUCAACGUUUGCCCGCCGACGCAUGUACGAGAACUUCCUCGAAGAAGUGCCUCUCCUGGCCUCGCUCACCGCCUACGAACGCUCCAAGAUUGCUGACGCCCUGGAGACGCAAAAACACCCCCCGGGCGACGUCAUCAUCAAGGAGGGCGACCCUGGCGACUCGUUCUACCUACUCGAGACUGGCGAGGCUGAUGCCUACAAAGGCGACGACAAGGUGCUCCACUACACCAAGGGCGACUUCUUUGGCGAGCUGGCGCUGCUCAAUGAUGCGCCCCGUGCAGCUAGCAUCGUGGCAUCGACCGAUGUCAAGGUGGCUUCGCUGGGCAAGAAUGCCUUCCAAAGACUGCUCGGCCCCGUCGAGGGUAUUCUUCGACGGACAAAGUAUGAGGGCGUCAAGUCGGGCGUCGAGGAGAUGGACCCACUGCAUACCAGCUGA
Molecule: messenger RNA, 1116 nt
Organism: Geosmithia morbida
Lineage: Eukaryota; Fungi; Ascomycota; Sordariomycetes; Hypocreales; Bionectriaceae
Exons: 2
Coding region: 1-1116 (371 amino acids)
Biological process (GO): regulation of protein phosphorylation
Cellular component (GO): nucleus; cAMP-dependent protein kinase complex
Molecular function (GO): cAMP-dependent protein kinase regulator activity
Source: RefSeq, a predicted model, not a curated record